Molecule: messenger RNA, 1497 nt
Organism: Schistosoma mattheei
Lineage: Eukaryota; Metazoa; Platyhelminthes; Trematoda; Strigeidida; Schistosomatidae
Source: the annotation of a GenBank genome assembly
AUGCAGGAGGAUCGGCCGUUCAAAGUUGCCGUUGUUGGUGGAGGAAUAGGUGGUGCAAGUUCGGCUUAUUUUUUACGAAAAAUGUUUGGCAAUAAAGUUUCUAUUACCCUUUUUGAAAAAUCCGGACGAAUCGGUGGUCGUAUCAAAGCGGUACCUUUUUGUGGAGAAACUUGCGAAUCUGGAGCUAGCGCUAUUCAUUCUAGUAAUUAUUACAUGACUUCGUUUGCAAAUCAAUUCAAAAUACCUUUGGUUCCUUUAAAAAGUGUUGAUCAUCGCUUACUUCUUUUUGAAGAAGGUUAUAAACCAGUAUUUUCAAAUAUUACUGAUCAGACAGCAUUUCUAACUCCGAUUCACUUAUUUUGGCGUUACGGCCUCAACUUGCUUCGUGCAAAGUUUUAUCUAAUGGCUAGAAUUCGAGAAUUCACUCAAAUUUAUACUUUGCAAGAACGUGGUGAAUGUUUCACUUCACCCGGUUUACUAUUAAAAAAAUUAUCUAAACAUUUCCCUGAAAUGACAAAGUGUACUUUUGCUGAAUGGAUGCGUAAAGAAAUUGGAUUAGACGAGAAAUAUAUAAAUGAAUUAGGGUUUGGAAUAUUUUCGAGUAAUUAUUGUCAGAAUUCAGUAGAUGCUCAUGCAUUUGUCGGAGUGAUUUCUUCAGCUUGUACAGUAUCUGAUGUAUAUACUAUUGAAAAUGGAGCUGAACAAAUCCCGCAAAAGUUAGUUGAAGUUGCAUUGGCCGGCAAUCCUUCUGGUGCUCCAAAAGAGUUUAUACACGCUACGGUGAAGAAGAUUACACGAACCGAUAAUGAUAGAUUACGCUUAUCCUAUGAUCUAGCCGAUAAUAAUAAAACUGAAGAGGGACUUUUCGAUUACGUCAUAUUGUCAUUACCACUACAUCAAGAGUCCAAUAUUUCCACUUCAGAUGAUAUUAAACUUCCCAGCUUACGUUAUCAUGAGAUGUGUCGUACAUUUUUAUCCGGUCAAAUCAAUUAUUCAUUAUUUGAUCUACCGUUAAAACAUCUGAAACGCAAUCAGUGGGCAACUUUUCUCCCAAUCUCAAGUUACUACUCAAAUGAAAAGCAUCCUGUAUGUUCUAUAACGCGCUUACCAGUUAAAUCACAAGACUCAGAUUUGAAAGAUGGUGUUUGGAGUAUAUUUUCUGAAUCAAAAUACAUACUAGACCCAAAGACUGCUUUAUCGAAAUUGAUUUUAAAAGAUCCAGAUGACGAUCACAAUCAAAUUGAUGUUGUACGUUGGCUGGCAUAUCCAACCUAUCAUCCUGUUAAUGAUCCAGAUACUGAUUUGGGCCAGUUCAAAUUAGCACCAAGAGUUUACUAUCCAAAUGCAAUUGAAUUAACUGCUUCAUGUAUGGAAAUGGCUAUAAUCGGUGGACGUAAUGUGGCGUUAUUAAUUGCAAAUGAAAUGAAACAUUUAAAACAGGAUCAAAAUUCAAUGUUUACAACGUUAACAAAUUUCAUAAAAGGAGAAGCAAAUUGA